ACACCUGCUUGGUAGUUACAGUGUAUCAUGUAGGCACAGGUGUCGCACCGCUAUUAAUUGCUUUUAAGUACACCGGGGAAUUUGCAAUACUGUUAUUUCCCCCCCCGUUUUGAUAUUUUGCAGCAACUGCGUUUGGAAAUAGUCGGAUAUUUUAAGGAGUUCCGUGUUUUCAAAGACCAAAACUGUCGCUGUCAAUAGGACUAGUGCUUUGUUUAUGUCGUCCGCGGCAGAGCUGCAGCGAUCUUCAAUUUCUAGUUUUAGUGGUGCGGUGGGUUUCACUUUGUUUGUUUUUCUUUGCCGGUAACGAGUAUGGGACUUCUGUUGCACUGGGUCUUGCUGCUAUCUGUUUCCACACUGACAGACAGUUUUGAUUUUCAACUGGGAUCCAAACCCGUCGCACAUCCGGCUUUUGUGAAGCAGUCAAACAUUGAAGAAAAAGCAGCCAAAAUCGUAAAGAGGUGUCUGUCUUCCUGGCUGGCUCCAUCACUUAAUCACAAGAUUAAACGGAGAAGCCCCGAGCUGGGCGACUCCUGCAAAGCUCUACAAGGAUACGAGACCAAGUUAACAGCCAACACCCACCCUUAUACCUUCAAUGACCUGAGUGGGUCAGUGUCUCUGGCCUGGGUUGGAGAUGGCACAGGGGUCAUCCUGGCUUUGACAACUUUUCAGGUGCCCUUCUUCGUGAUUCUUGGGCAGUCCAAACUCUAUCGAAGUGAGAACUAUGGGAAGUCAUUCGACGAUGUGACUGACCUCAUCAACAACACUUUCAUCAGAUCAGAGUAUGGUAUUGCUACUGGCCCUGAGAACUCUGGGAAAGUGAUCCUGACAGGUGAGGUGUCUGGAGGUCACUCGUCUCGGGUCUUUCUCUCUGAUAACUUUGGGAAAGGUUUCACCCGCAAGGAACUGCCCUUCACCCUCAAGAUGCAGAUCAUAUACAAUCCUGACAAUUCCGAAAUGCUGCUGGCCCUCAGCAUCAAUAAUGAACUCUGGCUGUCUGAAGAUUUUGGCAACGACUGGAAGAAGAUCCAUGACAUGGUGUGUCUGGUGAAAUGGGGAAGGAAAAACACCAUCUUCUUUAGCACCAGCCUCAAUGGAUCAUGCAUUGAGCAGGGAAUGCUGGAACUGAAGAGAACCACAGACUAUGGUAAAACCUUCAAGACUGUCGCCAGCAAGAUCUUUUCUUUUGGAAUGGGUGGACGGUUCCUCUUUGCCUCUGUAAUGACAGGCAAGGGUACUCUGAGGAUGAUACAGGUGUCAGUGGACCAGGGUGAGACAUGGGACACGGCCCAGCUGCCACCUGUUGGCCACGAGCAGUUUUACUCCAUUUUGGCAGCGAACGAUGAUAUGGUCUUCAUGCAUGUUGAUGAGCCAGGAGACAAAGGUUUUGGUACCAUUUAUGUAUCGGAUGAUCGGGGAACUGUAUACUCAAAGUCGCUGGAGCGCCACCUUUACACCAACACAUGGGGCGAUACAGACUUCACUAACAUCACCUCCCUACGUGGAGUUUUCAUCGCCAGUGUCCUGGAUGAAGAUGGCUCCGUGCGGUCUGUGGUGUCUUUUGAUCAGGGAGGGGAAUGGGUUCCCUUGAGGAAACCUGUCAACACAAAGUGUGAUGCUACAGCCAAGGACCCAGAAAAGUGCAGUCUCCACAUCCAUGGAUCGUACAGCAAUGCUAUGAAGAUAAACAGCCCCAUGCUGCCUCUGACUGAACCCAGUGCUGUCGGCCUCAUCUUAGCUCAUGGGAGUGUUGGUGAUGCCAUCUCGGUGAUGACGCCUGAUGUGUAUGUGUCUGAUGACGGUGGGUACACCUGGAUAAAAGCCCUCAGUGGACCCCAUCAUUAUGCUAUUCUGGACUCUGGAGGGCUGCUGGUGGCUGUGACAUAUAGUCCCACUCAACCUGUCAACCAGAUCAAGUUUUCUACUGAUGAAGGACAAUGCUGGGGUGUGUACAACUUUACCAACGAUCCCAUCUACUUUACUGGGCUGGCAUCAGAGCCAGGAGCGCGCUCCAUGAAUGUCAGUAUCUGGGGCUACAGAGACUCUUUACUAGCCCAAUACUGGAUCUCCAUCACCAUUGACUUCAGGGAGCUUCUCACCAGAGACUGUGAUGAUUCAGACUAUGUGCAGUGGUUGGCCCACUCUGAUGACAUCAGCAGCCCCAGCAAUGGUUGCAUACUGGGCUACAAAGAGAAGUUCUUGCGUCUCAGAAAGGAUUCUGUUUGCUGGAAUGGACGAGACUAUCAGGUCACCACCCAGCCAACCCCGUGUCCAUGCACCCUGGAUGAUUUCCUGUGUGACUUUGGAUACUACCGUGAAGAGAACAGCUCGGUGUGUGUGGAGCAGCCAGAUCUGCAAGGCAAGGUGCUGGAGUUCUGUCUGCAUGGUAAAGAGGAGCAACUGCUGUCCAGUGGCUAUAGGAAAAUCCCUGGAGAUAAAUGUGAGGGAGGAACGAUGCCUGAGCGUAAGGAGAUCGACCUCAGUCAGAGGUGUGUGAGUGACCGGGUGGGCCCAGAACCUAUGACAGGCACAGCGUCCAAGUCUGUACCCAUUGUGAUAAUGGUCAUCAUCAUCAUGCUGUUGAGCAUUGCAGCAGGAGCUUUCUUUGUCAAGAAAUAUGUCUGUGGUGGCAGGUUCUUGGUUCACAGGUAUUCUGUGCUGCAGCAGCAUGUCGAGGACAAUGCUGCAGAUGGAAUGGAUGACCCUCUCGAGACCAACCACGUUCAAAAUGGCAAGAUAGAGUUUCAUGAUGACUCAGAUGAGGACAUGCUUGAAUAGCGGGCACAACCAGUUCUGCAACUGAGCAACAGGUUUCCAGUCCACACUGUAGCCAAACACCGUACCUGUAACUCUUCUGUUUCCAGCUACUUUCACCUUCUAGCACAAACUUUGGUCUUAGCUACCAGUGGGUCUGUGUCAUGCUGUCAUCUAAGUAUAAUGAAUGUAUGGAAGCUUUGUGGGACUAAUGGAGAGUUGAGCUAAGAAGGAAGUCUUGUAGUGUUGUGCAGCAGUUAUUGAUUAAGCUUGAAUCUCCAAAUUAUUUUAGGUAAUGGAGGACUGGUGCAGUAAUUUGGACUGCUGACAGUCUUUAAUAAUGGGGUUUGAAGUGAAGCUACUGUAUGUUGUAUAAAUCCUCUACCACUGGACCAUAGGUCCUGCC
This is a messenger RNA of Monopterus albus (swamp eel), 3157 nucleotides long. RefSeq names its product sortilin 1b (gene sort1b). Gene Ontology annotation, biological process: vesicle organization; endocytosis; Golgi to endosome transport. Gene Ontology annotation, cellular component: membrane; Golgi apparatus. The transcript is spliced from 20 exons. Gene Ontology annotation, molecular function: protein binding. Lineage: Eukaryota; Metazoa; Chordata; Actinopteri; Synbranchiformes; Synbranchidae. The coding region runs from base 310 to 2775 and encodes 821 amino acids. The record is from RefSeq and is a predicted model, not a curated record.